AUGGGAGUUGCCCUUUCACGUGGCAAGAAACGGCGAGAGCUGCAGGUCCAACUGCGCGGCGCCGAAGCUUCGGAGCGCGAGCGCUGGCUGCGGGAGCAGCGUCUCCUGGCGGACCUCGACGCGCGAACGAGGUGUCCGCACCUUUUGGUGCAAAUCCGGAGUCUAGGGCUUGUGGAGAUUUGCGGCAAAAACCACGGAGGUAUCUUCGAGCGGCUGGGAGACUGGCUGCAAAGGACCUGGGGUCUCGUGGUACACUCCACGGAUAUCCGGCCAGACAUCUACGUGCCGUGCAACCCAUUGCAGUCGCCAAAGCUCCGAUUGCAAGUGCGGCCGAUCGACGAGUGGGGACGGCUGUGUGACAGGAGUUUCGCUGCUGGGCCACAGCAGGCUGAUGGUCAAGUCCUGGGGGCGAACCGAUUUCUGAAGACGCGGGGCAAAGAUGGGGAAAGCAAUAUGGGCAAGUUGACAAUGGCCCUCGUGAGCUUCAUGACAAACACCUGUGGCUGGGGACUGAAGUUCAUCGAUGGCUGCAAUCUGGGCCGAAAUGGGCAGAUCCGGGAGAUGCAGAUGAAGUUCACGGCACCUCAUCCCCUAAACCUGGUGGCCCCACACCUGAUGAUUGACCUCCGCCAGGCAGGGUACAUCGAGAUCUAUGGGCCGGACACCCGGGGCGUCUACGGCUUCCUUCAUCAGUGGCUGGAGAAGAACUGGAAUGCAACCGUCCUACCGGCGGACUUUCAGUUCUGUGAUCGCAAAUAUCGCUGCCGGGCAUUCCAAAAGAGAGGCUCUGAAGGAGAGAACAACAUGGGCCUUUGUGCCAUGCACCUCGUGGACUUUCUCAGCAAGGGUUGCCACUGGAAGAUGAUUGCUUGCAAUGCGAGCAACUUCGGUCGCCUGGGCGACCAGCGAGAACAGCAGAUCGUUCUCCGCUAUGACGACUUUGCGCACCAGGACUGCGACCACCUGCUGGUGGAGCUUCGCGAUGUCGGGUACGUCGAGGUCAGCGGAAUUCAGAACGCACCUUCGGCUGCGGCUGCGAUGCAUGAGUUCUUCAGCCACCAGUGGCGCUGCUCUGAGUACCGGAACAGCAUCUUCGAGGUUUUCAAUGCCAAGUACUGCGAUCGCAAGUACAGGACACCGCCGAACUUUUACUUCCGGGAUGGCCUUCGAAACAACCUGGGGCGGCGCACGCUCGAACUGGCCACCUUCAUGAGUAGCCGGGGCUGGGAGCUAGCAGCCUGCAACGGCGGCAGUCUCACACUUCCCAAUCAGAAGAAGCACGCCAACGGCCUCGUCCGAGAGCAUCAGAUCAAGUUCGUGGGCGCCAAGCGCGAAGGCUUGUCCAGCUGCCCUCUUCUGAUGGUGGAGUUUCGCUCCGUUCCGGCACGCGAUGUCAUGGGACGAGCAUCCCACGAGUCCUUCAUCGAGAUAACUGGUGCAAAUGUCAACGAUGUUCAUGGCAAGUUGGCCGGCUUCGUGCAGAGCCAUAUGCAAAGCCGGCUGAUUGCAACGGCGACUCCGACGUGUGAUUUGGGCUUCGUCUGCGACGCCUUCCACAUGAAGGAGGCAGCGCUGGACUGCAAGGAAGGGCGCUUCCUGGGCGAGACGAACUUCGGUAAGUACGCCAUGCGCCUCUGCGACUACAUGGUGGACUACCUUGGA
Messenger RNA from Symbiodinium sp. CCMP2456, 1662 nucleotides. Lineage: Eukaryota; Dinophyceae; Suessiales; Symbiodiniaceae. The record is from the annotation of a GenBank genome assembly.